Molecule: messenger RNA, 1551 nt
Organism: Manis javanica (Malayan pangolin)
Lineage: Eukaryota; Metazoa; Chordata; Mammalia; Pholidota; Manidae
Gene: SHOX2
Product: SHOX homeobox 2
Biological process (GO): regulation of transcription by RNA polymerase II
Cellular component (GO): nucleus
Molecular function (GO): DNA-binding transcription factor activity, RNA polymerase II-specific; sequence-specific double-stranded DNA binding
Source: RefSeq, a predicted model, not a curated record
CCCCUGCCCCAUUGAUGUGUUAUUAUUGGGGGGGCUGGAGCAGUAAAAAAAGAAGAAGGAAAAAAAGAGCGGGUCUCGGCUGGGAGAGCCUGGGCGCAGGGCUGACCGGCGUCGGCGGCGAUGGAAGAACUUACGGCGUUCGUCUCCAAGUCUUUUGACCAGAAAGUGAAGGAGAAGAAGGAGGCGAUCACGUACCGGGAGGUACUAGAGAGCGGACCGCUGCGCGGGGCCAAGGAGCCGACUGGCUGCGCCGAGCCCGGCCGGGACGACCGCAGCAGCCCGGCAGUCCGGGCGGCCGGCGGAGGCGGCGGUGGAGGAGGCGGAGGCGGAGGCGGAGGAGGUGCAGGAGGAGGAGCAGGCGGAGGAGCUGGAGGAGGGCGCUCUCCUGUCCGGGAGCUGGACAUGGGCGCCGCAGAGAGAAGCAGGGAGCCGGGCAGCCCGCGGCUCACCGAGGUGUCCCCGGAGCUGAAGGAGCGAAAAGAGGAUGCUAAAGGGAUGGAGGACGAAGGCCAGACCAAAAUCAAGCAGAGGCGAAGUCGGACCAAUUUCACCCUGGAACAACUCAAUGAGCUCGAGCGGCUUUUUGACGAGACCCACUAUCCGGACGCCUUUAUGCGCGAGGAACUGAGCCAGCGGCUGGGGCUGUCCGAGGCUCGAGUGCAGGUUUGGUUUCAAAAUCGAAGAGCUAAAUGUAGAAAACAAGAAAAUCAACUCCAUAAAGGUGUCCUCAUAGGGGCUGCUAGCCAGUUUGAAGCUUGUAGAGUUGCACCCUACGUCAAUGUAGGUGCUUUAAGGAUGCCAUUUCAGCAGGUUCAGGCGCAGCUGCAGCUGGACAGCGCCGUGGCGCACGCGCACCACCACCUGCACCCGCACCUGGCCGCGCACGCGCCCUACAUGAUGUUCCCGGCGCCGCCCUUCGGACUGCCGCUAGCCACGCUAGCCGCGGACUCGGCCUCCGCCGCCUCGGUAGUGGCUGCCGCUGCUGCAGCCAAGACCACCAGCAAGAACUCCAGCAUCGCCGAUCUCAGACUGAAAGCCAAAAAGCACGCGGCAGCCCUGGGUCUGUGACGCCAACGUCAGCGCCAACAUCGCGCCUUCGCGGCGCGCAGCCUGCGCACCCUGUACUCCCCGCUGCUUCUCCGUUAUCCCCUCCGGACCUCCGGAGCCGACGCUCUUUCCGCUCCGCUGACCUCCCUUGCCCUCUUCCACAUUCCGGACUCGGAGGGCGGGAUCCGCGCGGAACUUGGGAUCCCAAGAGGUGUACCCGCUGCGUGGCUCCUUACCACUCACCUAUACAAGGGCCUAGAAUUCAAUGGCUUUGUUGGGGGUGUUGAGGUGGUUUGAGGGAAGUUUGUUGAGACUGGACAGGGAGUGUGGCUCAGAGUAAAGCUCCAACGAUGAACUCUUGCGUAGAAACAAAAAUCCUGUUAAUAAAAAAAUGACCAAAAAAAAAAAAAAGUAGAAAAGACAAGCCAGACAGAAAAAGAGAAAGGGAAUGUAUUAUUGUUAUUGGCGGAAGCUGAAAUCGGAGAGAACCAAGGGACAAAAAAA